AUGUCAUACAAUCAAUUUCCCAACCGGAGACGAGUGAUACAAGCAUGCGUAAACUGCCGUAUGCGCAAGACUCGCUGUGACGCUGCUCAGCCAAGAUGCGGCCUCUGCUCUUCACAGAACGUCGAUUGCGUCUACCGAGAUGCGAAACAACCCAAGAUUGACUAUAACACUCAAGUCCUGCUGGAGCGUAUGCAGCUUCUCGAGGAUCGUAUCCUGUCGUCAAACUCGGCGUCUCAGAAUCAAAGAGCUCCACCCGAAGCGUCGCCUACGAGCCAUCACGAUCCACAGAAUGACUCAACUGCUGAGGGACGAGAGCCUGUGUUUGAAGUUCAGAUACCGUUGUCGCAUACGGCCAACGCCAAUCACGUUUUCUCAUGGAGCUUGGUUCAGACGCUUCUGGCAGAGACCAGCACAGAUCUUGAGGAACUGCCGAGCUAUGCAGAUGCAACUGAAGUCUUUUUUCAGCAUCAGCAAAGCAGCAAACAUCCCUCAACAACGUCACAGCCCCCUUCCUCGUGGAAGCUCUACGACAGCUCGCACUGCAGAUCGUCUCUUUAUGAUGGUAUAGCACGGCUACGCGACUUGAUUCACCUCUACUUUAGAAAAGUCAACAUUUUCUUCCCUCUGCUACUGAAGAGCGACAUUCUCAAGAUCUUCGAUAUGGUAACAGCUAGGGAGUUUUAUGGAGAGAAUGACACACCGAUGGUUGAUAUGCCGCGAUAUGGCCUGCUUCUUGUGGUUCUUUGCCUGGCAUUGUUGAGUUCGGGUGGACAGUCUGACAUAUGCCUCGAAGAUAACCAUAAACCAUUCUCAAACAGCUCGAAAGACCCGGAGGAUCAGCUGAGAAGUGAAUUAUGGUGCAAGGCAAGAUUGAUACUGGGCUACGUCUCAACUGACAUGUCAUUGGAGGCUGCUCAGGCCAGUAUGCUCGCAGGCAUCUACAUGGGAGCAUCAGGUGCGGUAGCAGAAGCUUUCCACUGGGCGCACGCGACGGCCGUCAAGUGCGAGACCAUGGCCCGAUUGCAAGCCAAGAACGAAAGUAUCUCUGAUGGCUUCCGUCGGCUGUACUGGAUAUCCUUCAUAUACGAAUGUGAUUUCAUAUCUGAGAUAUCAAUCGUGUCACCAUCUGGUAUAGCGAGAUAUGAAGACAAAAUCCCAUACCCAGCCUUUAAUGCCGAAAGCCACCCUAUCUCACCCUCCGUGCCAGAGUCGUCAGAAGCCAGCGCAAUAAGAAGUCAGGAAGAGCUCGUCGCGUUUCAGAUAACUACGAACUCAGCCAUCAGACGUUUUCUGAACACUGUCAAUACCGUUGUCUACGAUGACAAGGAGCAGUUUCGGACAAGACGAUCAAACUAUGCAUCUUGGCUACUCAGAAUAUCCGAGGAUCUCUGGUCUCAUCACUCGGCCAUAUACCGCAACCUUCCUGAAUUUCUCCUUAGCAACCCGUCUCAAGACGUCCCUAUGACAGGCGAUGAUGAUACGAACUCUCCUGCAAGUCUCCAAUCGCCAACAGCGCGAAUUCAGGGCAUCCCAGUUGGCAAUAACUCAUGGAAUAUUUUGAGACUCAAGGGGAGAUACUAUGCAGGCCAAUACAUUAUUCACAGGCCUUUCAUCGAAUUCAUCGUUCUCAACAUCAACAACUUCGAGUCUCAUCCUUGCAAAGAGGCAGUUUUGAAACGAUCCAAGUCAUGUUUGGAUGGAUGCUCCGGGUUCAUCAAGGUGUUUGAUGUUCAGACGGAUCUACUACCCCAGGAUGUGGAGGGUGCAAUUCAGGCUGGAAAGAGGAAUCUAGCUCGAUUCGGCCAGAGCGUAGCAGAGUUUUCAUGGCAUAUCGAGAUACUAGAGAGGAUUGAUGUGGCCCGAAGGAAUAGAAUAGCAAGACAGACGGAAUGA
Molecule: messenger RNA, 1893 nt
Organism: Fusarium musae
Lineage: Eukaryota; Fungi; Ascomycota; Sordariomycetes; Hypocreales; Nectriaceae
Exons: 3
Coding region: 1-1893 (630 amino acids)
Biological process (GO): DNA-templated transcription; regulation of DNA-templated transcription
Molecular function (GO): DNA binding; zinc ion binding; DNA-binding transcription factor activity, RNA polymerase II-specific
Source: RefSeq, a predicted model, not a curated record